AUGAAAUCAUCAAGGGAUACAUCACAGGGACAGGGACGAAAGCCAGUCAAUACCAAGAAUGAACCGGUGCGAGUCAGCCCCCUUAUUCCUCCUCCACCAUCAUCAAGGAAGCCAAUAACUACAGAUGCUGGGAUGGUUGACUACCUAAGUGGUGAUGCCUAUAAUUCAGAGAGAUCUUCUGCAGCAUCAGGAUCCACACCUGUUGGAGUCCCAAUGCAUUCAAACAACACAAACAUCAUCCCACCAAUGAGUUCCACGCUCUCUUCGCCAUCCCCUUCUGACGAAUACAUAAACCCCACUGCUUCAAUGUAUAAGGACAAGCCCAGUUACAGUGAACCAGUUCCGAUGACCAAAUCUGCUGAUCAGUUACCUCCAGCUCCUUGGGAUGUUCCCUCUCCUGUCACAAUUCCGCCCCCACCGGCCAGGUAUAACCAGAGACAACAGUUUUUUGAGCAACAUGAUGUUGGCGCCUCUCAUUCAAGUGCCGGAUCAGGUUCCUCUUACGACAGCUUAUCUGGGCAGACACAGAAUCUCUCUCUCAAUUCAUCAACCCCAACGAAACAAGAAAAACCCGAAGAUGCACUGUUCAAAGAUCUGGUCGAUUUUGCUAAAGCCAAGUCUUCAUCACCUUCGAAAUCGAAUAGGUCAUUUUGA
Molecule: messenger RNA, 654 nt
Organism: Ilex paraguariensis (yerba mate)
Lineage: Eukaryota; Viridiplantae; Streptophyta; Magnoliopsida; Aquifoliales; Aquifoliaceae
Source: the annotation of a GenBank genome assembly